Trametes versicolor FP-101664 SS1 is the source of this 1949-nucleotide messenger RNA. Its product is annotated as Mfs1.1. The transcript has 13 exons. The record is from RefSeq and is a predicted model, not a curated record. NCBI's taxonomy places the organism in Eukaryota, Fungi, Basidiomycota, Agaricomycetes, Polyporales, Polyporaceae. Gene Ontology annotation, biological process: transmembrane transport. Gene Ontology annotation, molecular function: transmembrane transporter activity. The coding region runs from base 1 to 1794 and encodes 597 amino acids.
AUGUCUCUCCCAGCGUCCGCAAACGCGUCGUCAACAUCGAUGGGCACCGUGCCGCAAGACACAAAGCCCACUGAGCUCACCGUGGCGGAGCCCACGCCUCCGCCUCCGACGAAGCGCGGAUGGCGCUUCUGGGUCAUCUUCCUCGCCCUCUGUCUCUCCCUCUUUCUCACCGCCCUCGACUUGGCUUCUGUGUACACGGCGCUGCCGUCGAUCGUCCAUGACCUCGAAGGCGCGGACUCCUUCGUUUGGAUCUCUUCCGUGUACACGCUCUCAUGCGCGGCCGUGCUCCCCAUGAGCGGCCGCCUCGCGGACAUCUUUGGCCGGCAAAUCGUUCUGCUUGGCGCUAUCGUCCUCUUCGCCGCCGGCUCCGCUGUGACCGGCGCCGCGACGAGCAUGGGCAUGAUCAUUGCGGGCCGAACUAUACAGGGCGUGGGGUCCGGUGCGAUCCAGGUGCUGGUCGCGAUUGUCACCGCAGACCUCAUACCGCUGAAGGAGCGAGGGCUGUUCCAAUCCAUCACCGGCGCUACGUUCAGCUUUGCAACGGCCACGGGGCCUUUCAUUGCAGGGGCACUUUCCCAGCAUGCGAGUUGGCGAUGGCUGUUCUAUAUCAAUCUUCCGCUCUGCGCCCUGGCGUUCACUGUUGUCCUGAUCUUCCUGCGUCUGCGCAAGCCCCCGAUUGAGAGCUACAAGAAGGUGUUCUUCUCGGUAGACUGGAUCGGGAACGGGUUGAUCAUUGCGAGCUCGACAUCAUGCAUCGUCGGCCUCACAUGGGCAGGGAUCCGGUUCCCCUGGUCAUCCGCGCAGGUGAUUGCCCCGCUGGUCAUCGGCGUCCUCGGGCUCUUCGGCGCGCUGGCGUAUGAUGCGUAUUGGGCAUCACAUCCCAUAAUCCCCGUUGCGAUUAUCAAACACAGAACGACUUUGGGAGGAUAUAUCGGGUCAUUCUUCCACAUCAUGGUCGCGAACAGCAUCACCUUCUACCUCCCGACGUACUUCCAGGCAGCGAAGAUAGCGCCGCCGCUCUUGUCAGGGCUGUACAUCUUCCCGACAGUCAUCUGCAUCUCGCCCUCGGCGAUUCUGCAGGGCAUUCUCGUCAGCAAGACAGGCAAAUACCGCCUCAUCAACUUCAUCGGCUGGUGCGGGAUGGCCAUCGGCGUCGGCCUCCUGACGCUGCUCAACGAGAACACGCACGUCGCGGUCACCAUCCCGUUCCAAAUGAUUGCCGCAAUCGGCGUCGGGUUCGUGUACUCGACGACGUUCUCAGUGCUUGCGCCGCUCGAGCCAACACAGAACGCAGCGGCGCUGAGCUUCCUGUUAUUCAUGCGCACAUUCUCCUCGGCAUGGGCAUCCUCCAUCUCAGCGACCAUCUUCCAGAACCGCCUCCAGGCCCACCUCCCCACUGCGUUCCUGGACCUCAUCCCUUCAGGGCAAGACGUGACGUACAGCGGGAUCCCGCUCAUCCCGUCGCUAGCGCCCGAGCUCCAGGACACAGUGCGCAGCGUGUUCGCGGAAAGCAUCCGCCUGGUGUGGUACAUCUCGCUCGGACUGUGCGCGGCCGGCUUCGCGAGCGUCGCGGUGCAGAAGCACGUGCCCCUGCACACGAAGAUGGACAACCGCUUCGGGAUGAAAGGGCCGGAGAAGGGUGCGGGCGUAGACGCAGAGAAGGCUCCGGAAGCGAGUGACGUCUCCCCGGCGGAGAACACAGAAGGCUCGGAGAAGGGGGCACCGGUGGAGAAGACCCCGGGCUCUGUCGUGGAGGUGUCGAUGCGCGACCGGGAUUCUGAUGGGCGGUCUUGAGAUCGCGCUGGGGGGAGGUUAAGUAUGUAUCUUUAUGUGAGUCCGCGUUCGCUCAUUUUGCUGUGUAUAAGUUAGAGAUCUGUCUCCCGUACUGUGGGCCUAGCGCCGCCCUGUACUUCCCCUCCCUGCUGUACUUAUUGAAUUACACUCGUUCC